UCUCGCCAUACUCACAUAAAAAUGUCGAAAAAUAGAGAAGCCGACAAUGCAAGCCAAGAAGAAGUGUCAAUUAAUGGAGACAUAUUAGAAUCAAUAUUCACUAAUGUUCCACUCAUAGAUCUUGUCUCCACCUUUCAAGUCUCCAAAUCUUGGAAGCAAGCUGUUUCUACUUCUCUUCAUCAUCUCAACCCAAUCAAACCAUGGCUUUUCCUCCACUCUCAGUCCACCAGGUCUCCUUACUCCACCGCCGCCUACGCUUUCGAUCCCCGCUCCUCCCUUUGGAUCAAGAUUCAAGAACCACCGUCGUCGUCGGAAAUCACUUCCGUCUCCCCUCUCCGUUCAUCUCACUCCACUCUACUUUACAUGCUAUCCCCUUCCAAAUUCUCCUUCUCUUUCGACCCUUUUCAUGAAGAGUGGCGCGUCGUUGACGCGCCACCCAUCUGGAGAACAGACCCUGUUGUUGCUGUCGUCGGCCACCGCGUUAUCAUCGCCGGCGGAACAUGUGAAUUCGAGGAUGACCCUUUAGCAGUGGAGAUGUACGACACCAAAACAUGCACGUGGGACACAUGCGAAUCCAUGCCCGCCGUCUUCAAAGACUCAGCAGCCUCCACGUGGCUGUCCACAGCAGUCACUGCUGAUAAAAUGUACGUUGCAGAGAAAACAACCGCCGUGGCUUUCCAGUUCGACCCGGAAACCAAAACUUGGUACGGGCCUUAUAAUUUAUGCCCUUACAUAAACAUGCAGAGCUGCUGCAUAGGGUUCGCUAACGACCGUCUGAUUUUGAUCAGUCUGAUCGGGGAAACUGAUGAAACGGUUAAUGAAGUAAAAUUAUUUGAGCUGAACUGUGAAUCAAUGGAGAUAACCAGAGAAAUCGGUGAGAUGCCGAAUUUUCUAGUGGAGAAGAUGAGAGGUGAGGUUUUAAGUUUGUCAUCAAUAGUUGUACAUGUAAUGGGUGAUUUUGUGUUUAUAAUCAACGGUUCAAAUCCUGAGGAGGUGUUCUUGUGUGAACUUGACGGCCAUGGCGGCGGAUGUAGUUGGAGUAGUGUAAGCAACGGUGUCGUGAAUGAUGGUGAAUGUACGUUGAUGGAGAGGUUAGUGUUUACUUGUGCUUAUGUGAGCUUGGGUGAUCUGUAUAAGGCUACUGUGAUUCAGGGCAGACGAUUCACUGUGCUUUGAGAUUUGAGUGAAUAAUUUUAUAAAUGUAAUUUUACUUUUAUUGAUUUGUUUAUUAUUAUGAUUUAAAUAAAAAAAAUAUAAUUUAUUGGGCAUUA
Molecule: messenger RNA, 1271 nt
Organism: Mercurialis annua (annual mercury)
Lineage: Eukaryota; Viridiplantae; Streptophyta; Magnoliopsida; Malpighiales; Euphorbiaceae
Product: F-box/kelch-repeat protein At1g23390
Exons: 1
Coding region: 22-1176 (384 amino acids)
Biological process (GO): proteasome-mediated ubiquitin-dependent protein catabolic process
Cellular component (GO): nucleus; cytosol
Molecular function (GO): protein binding
Source: RefSeq, a predicted model, not a curated record